GUAAGGACCCCUCUAUUCCAACCCAGCGUUUCGGUCGCGGCUGUUGGAAUGAGUGAGGGAUUUGAUCGAUUAUCAUGGAGUUUACGGAUAUUCUUGAUUCUCUGGAGGACCUGGGGUACCAGGGUCCAAUCCUAGAGGAUGGAGCUCUUGAGACAUGCGUGACUGGUGGUGCUGCAUCGCCCGAGUUCACUAAACUAUGUGCCUGGCUCGUUUCUGAGCUGAAGCUGUAUUGCAAACUAGAAGAAAAUGUUCACUCAACCAACUGUCCUAGUGAGGCCGAGGGGUUUCAGCUGGAAAUGAGUGGUCUUCUAGCCGAGCUGUCCUGUCCAUAUCCCACUCUAAUAACUGGAGACGUCACCAAGCGUCUGCUAAAUGCAAACAACUGCCUGUUACUGCUAGGUUUCUUCCUCUCAGAGCUCCAAGCAUCCAGGAUGAUCCUCAUAAACCAGCCUCAGAAGAAGGUGCAGGAGACCGGUGGCAGUAAAGCCUUCAUGGAACUGAAGGGCAUAUGCAUGGGUCUGGGAAUGUCCAAACCUCCGGCCAACAUCACAAUGUUCCAGUUUUUCAGUGGCAUUGAGAAAAAACUGAAAGAAGCUUUGUCCAAGGUCCCUCCAUCUCAUGUAGGGGCGCCUUUACUGAAGAAACCACUAGGCCCAGUUCACUGUGAGAAAAUCGAAGCAAUAAAUCAAGCACUUGUGAAUGAGUAUGAAGUAAGAAGGAAAAUGUUGUUGAAGCGUAUAGAUGUGACGGUUCAGUCGUUUGGCUGGUCAGAAAAAGCCAAGACAAAUGCAGAGAAGCUUGCUAAAGUUUACCAGCCUCUUCGUACAGCCUUGGCCACCAAGACAAGAGUCUCAGUGGCUCAUCUGUUUGCUGCUAGAGAAGAUUUAUCAAAGAUUCUAAGAACCAGUAGCGGACAGAACAGGGAGAAGACAGCCUGUGCCAUUAACAAGGUCCGGAUGGGUCGCGUGCCUGAUCGAGGAGGGAGACCCAACGAGAUCGAACCUCCACCUCCAGAGAUGCCCACAUGGCAGAAACGCCAAGACGGUCCACAAGGGGGCGGCGGAGGGCAGUUCUACUCUGGUGGCAGUGGGGGAAGAGGUGGAGGACGGGGAGGCUACGACCAGCAGCAUGGUGCCCGAGGAGGCCACGAAAGAGGAGGCCACGAAAGAGGAGGCCACGAAAGAGGAAGUGGACGAGGUGGCAGAGGAGACCACCGUGGGGGAAAAGUACAAGGAUACCAGGAUGGUGGCUUUCAAGGAGGUUAUGGAGGAGGAGGCUACCAUGGUGGGCAGCAGGGAUCGGGAUACCAAGGAGGUCAGCAAGGUCCAGGAGGUGGAGGAUUAGGAGGAGGAGGGGGGAGUUACCAACACGAAAGCUAUAACCAGGAUGGAGGGCGAAACCAGGAGAGGGGUGGCAGGGGUGGUCGUGGGGGUAGAGGGAGGGGAGUAGGACGAGGUGGUCAGGGAGGGGGAUGGGGUGGAAGAGGAGGGCAGAAUUUUAACCAGGGGGGGCAGUUUGAGCAGUUCUUUCAGCAAGGUGGACAACAUUAUAACCAGGCGGGCUUCGGGCAGGGAAGACAAUUUACUAGCUGAAAUAGGGAGUGGGUUACAGCUACAGCUUCAGAGAGGACAAUACUGUUCCUUGAGGGCAGGAGACCCAGCGAUACAGGCCUAGAGAUGAGAAUGGACGGCAUUACAUCCCAUAAUCUCCAUGGUGCAUCUGAGGUCUGCUUUACUGAGAUCUGCUUCAAAUGGACACAAUAUGCUUUUUUGCAUGUGUCGAUGGUCGAAACGGUUAUGCUUCCAACUGACCAUGUAAAAUACUUCACUUAUUUUGAAGUGUGUUUGCUGGGUUGCCAAAAAAGUCCCAGUAUGAACUGUUUUUUUUUUUCAUUUGCUUCCAUCCAGUCUACUGCCUGAAGUACACUGCCCCGAAUCUGACAAAGCCUUAUAUUUAAGGUAAUGGAAAAUGUUUUUGUUUUAUGACACCAUUUGUAUUGCAUUGCAUAAGUUCACAAGGUCCAUCCUAUUGAAUGUUCAGCACUUGAAUUUAUCCCUCAGUGGAAUUUUUGCUUAAUAUGGUUGGUUAAAUCAGCCCAUUGUUUGAGGUUUGUCUUUGUUUUCAGCCAGAAAUGCGCACAUGAAUGUUCAUUUGAUGAUAUGUGUGAUUGAUCAUAAUUUAAAAGGUUUUCUGCUUUUUUGGGAAAGACUGUACAGAUCAGCUUAAAGUUGAAAGUCGAUUUGAAUGAUUAAAUACGUCACAAAGAAGA
Molecule: messenger RNA, 2269 nt
Organism: Triplophysa dalaica
Lineage: Eukaryota; Metazoa; Chordata; Actinopteri; Cypriniformes; Nemacheilidae
Gene: tslig3a
Product: family with sequence similarity 98 member A
Exons: 8
Coding region: 75-1592 (505 amino acids)
Cellular component (GO): tRNA-splicing ligase complex
Source: RefSeq, a predicted model, not a curated record